Molecule: messenger RNA, 1299 nt
Organism: Pterocles gutturalis (yellow-throated sandgrouse)
Lineage: Eukaryota; Metazoa; Chordata; Aves; Pterocliformes; Pteroclidae
Product: interleukin-6 receptor subunit beta-like
Exons: 8
Biological process (GO): cytokine-mediated signaling pathway
Cellular component (GO): external side of plasma membrane
Molecular function (GO): cytokine receptor activity; protein binding
Source: RefSeq, a predicted model, not a curated record
UUCUGUCCAGCAUGUUUUCUGGGUGGAACUGGGUGGCCCAUAGCUUUUAUCUGCUCUUGAAUAUUUGUUCUUUUAAAGUUUCAGGUGGACUUGUACAGUCAUGUGGUCACAUCAUCCCAGAGUCUCCUGUGUUGGCCCUUGGUUCCAAUUUCACAGCAUUAUGUAUUUUGAAUGAAAGUUGUCUUGACUUUGGUAAUAUCUAUGCUAAUCAAAUUAUCUGGAAAAUUAAAAAUAGAGUGGUACCUAAAGAACAGUAUCAUGAAAUAAACAGAACGGUUUCCAGCGUCACAUUUAAUGACACUUCUUCACUAUCUACUCCUCUGACAUGCAACGUUUUAGCAGAUGGACAGAUUGAGCAGAACAUUUAUGGAAUUACAGUUACAAUAGGCUUGCCCCCAGAGAAGCCCAGGAACUUAAGUUGCAUUGUGCAUCAGCUGUCAAAACUUACAUAUCCUAUGACUUGUACCUGGGACCCUGGAAGGCAUACAUUCCUGGACACUCAGUUUAGGUUGAAAUACAGAUGGCCGCAAGAGAACUUUCCUGACUGCAUACCAAAAGAUGUAAAUAAUUCUUGUACCAUUACUGAUGUUCAGUUCUUUGUUAACCUGGAGGUCUGGGUAGAAGCAGCAAAUGCUCUUGGGAAGGCUGAAUCUGAUCCUCUUGUUCUUGAUCCCAUUGAGAUCGUUAAGCCUCUGUCUCCACACAAUUUAUCAGUCAACUCUGGAAUACUACCUACUGUUCUGAAGCUUUCCUGGGAGAAUCGGAUUUCAGCUGCUGUGAUGAAGCUCAAAUUCAAUAUUCGCUAUAGGAUCAUUAGUGACACAAGCUGGAUGCAGGUUCCUCCUGAAGAUACAGCUUCACCAAGAACUUCAUUCAGUGUUCAAGGGCUCAGACCCUACACAGAGUAUGUCUUUUCAAUUCGCUGCAUGAAGGAAGAUGGAGUGGGCUACUGGAGUGACUGGAGUGAAGAGAAAACUGGGGUCACCACUGAAGAUAAACCAUCUAAAGGACCGCCCAUAUGGAGGAUCAUUGAUGCAUCACACUCACCAGCUUCCUGGACUGUGCAUCUGAUGUGGAAGGCAUUGCAGCCAUUUGAAGCCAAUGGAGUAAUCUUGCGGUAUGAAGUGACUGUCAGAGCUAAGUCAUCUCUCUCCAGUCCACCAGAGAAAUACAAUGUUAAUACCACCAACCUUACAUUAAAGCUACCAAAUGGAACUUAUGAAGUGACUGUGAUUGCCCAUAACAGAGUUGGGGCAUCCCCUCCAUCAGUUUUACUUAUCCCAGCAAGUAAUUCGAAAG